AUGCAGACCCAUACCAUAAUUAUUGUCUUAUGGAAAUAUCGUCUAAACCUCUCAAAACUACGAAAACCUGGAAAUGUACGGAUUUUCGUCGUAGGACCUCCGAGGACGCUUGUGGACGAGAGCAAUGUGGAUGUAUACUUCCAAGUGGAGUCGCCUAUACGUGACCACGACCAUCAGCAAUUGCUUCAGAAGGUUCGAGAAUUGUGCUCAAUGUAUGCAGCGUCACAACGACGACUUGUCGCAUUUGAGAGAAGUUUGCAAAAAGCGGUGGCCAGAAUAAGGAAGGAGAUGAGCAUAGAGGGAUUUUAUCCGGAACAACUAGAACAAAUACUCAGCGUACGCGACGCAAUCCAUAAUCCUCGUAAGAAUGGGCUAGCUACUUUGAGACAAUGUUCACUCUCCGGAAGUCCUCAGCCGGAACCGUGGUUGGAAGUUAUUCGAUCUCAAGUAGGCGGAUUUCCAGUGGUUGUACGAUCUGUUCGUCAACAUCCACUUCAAGGAAUAUUGCGUACUGAACGAGAAUUUCGACAAUACUUCAGACGUAACUCUACCGUACACCACUGUGGAGAGUACGUCGUACAGGAAUUUAUUGACGAUGGUUACGAAUUCACAGCCUUAUGUACUGCUAAAGGAGGGUUGAUUGCUUGCACGGCUUCUAUGGAAACUCAUCGGACCAUUCUGGAAUGCAUCCAAAACCAGCUACCGUAUGCAGUACAGUUGUUUACAGUGGAGCAAACAAGAGAUAUGUUACCUGGAGUGGAAUCGUUCGCUACUCAGGUUAUCAAGGCUACCUUUUCAAAAAGCUACUCAGGUGCAAUUUUCAUCAAGGGAUUUUACAAGGAUCACAACGAUAUCUUCUUCCUGGGUUUCUCCUUGGAACCAGAGUCGGAAACACUUCGAACGUUGUUAGCUAUGUCGAAAACAAUGCCUUGGGAAAUUGCUCUAAUCGAGAGUCAUUACGAAACCAACGAUAACAUGCAGAAUGGUCAUUCCGCACCGUCACCAAUCCAUCAUUGUGUAGUGAACUUUCCAACUGCCGAAGGAGUUCUUAUACAUCAGACAUCGAUACCAAAAAGACAAACAAGCGAAAUGCGAGUAGCGUGGCGAUGUGCUGAAGGUCAAGAAAUGACGGAUAGCACAAGUAUUGACGAGAACGUCGCGCAAGUCUACCUCACAAAUUCGGAUCACGAUCGUCUACUUGAAGAAGCUCAAGAUAUCAUGCGAAACACUGACAUCACCAUUGACCGCAACGUUCUACUGGAUCGUCACUCAGUUUGCCGUCGCAACGUAUCGCGCCUGAAUCCUCGUGAACUGAUCCGCAGUUGCACGACUACUGACUGA
Messenger RNA from Necator americanus (New World hookworm), 1341 nucleotides. RefSeq lists its product as uncharacterized. The record is from RefSeq and is a predicted model, not a curated record. The transcript is spliced from 12 exons. Lineage: Eukaryota; Metazoa; Nematoda; Chromadorea; Rhabditida; Ancylostomatidae. Bases 1 to 1341 code for a protein of 446 amino acids.